Peronospora matthiolae is the source of this 96-nucleotide messenger RNA. The record is from the annotation of a GenBank genome assembly. Lineage: Eukaryota; Oomycota; Peronosporomycetes; Peronosporales; Peronosporaceae.
AUGUCGAGGCGAGACAGCCGUCGGCCGUCUCGUCUGCAACCGCGUGCGUUCAUUGGCGGAACCGACGACGGCGUCAGCGGUCCGCGCUCGGCAUAG